Messenger RNA from Musa acuminata subsp. malaccensis (wild Malaysian banana), 1305 nucleotides. Its product is annotated as fasciclin-like arabinogalactan protein 7. Gene Ontology annotation, biological process: plant-type secondary cell wall biogenesis. Gene Ontology annotation, cellular component: plasma membrane. Lineage: Eukaryota; Viridiplantae; Streptophyta; Magnoliopsida; Zingiberales; Musaceae. The record is from RefSeq and is a predicted model, not a curated record.
CCACCUUAGGCCCCUUCUGGUACAGUUACCUACUCACCUCACCACCUGCCACCCUUGGUUUCACUCCACUCCACUUUAUAUUAGACUGCCCUCACAGCCCCACCUCCAUUGAGCUGGUGCUUCUCCUGGUCACCUUGCAGUUCCUCUGGUUUGGGACUUGCAAAGUGAUACUACAGGAAGAGGAGAGGAUUUGGAUAAAUGGGGCUUACAGCAAUCUUUUGUGCAAGCACUCUACUAGCUCUGUUGAUCUCUUCUUCUACGACUGCACAAUCUCCUCCAGCCCCAUUUCUACCUCCAUCUCCGGCACCUGCGCCUGCUCCUGCUCCUGCACCACAUCUUGUGAACCUCACUGACCUACUUUCAGUUGCUGGCCCUUUUAGCACUUUCCUCAACUACCUACUGCAAACCAAAGUCAUCGAUACAUUUCAGAACCAGGUUAACAGCAGCAAACAAGGUAUCACCAUCUUUGUGCCAAAAGAUUCAGCUUUUGCAGCCCUCGAGAAGUCUGACCUCGGCAAUCUUACCCAAAACCAACUGAGGACCCUGAUGCUCUACCAUGCCUUCCCUAAGUUCUACUCACUGUCUCAAUUCAAGAACCUGAGCAAUUCGAACCCGGUCAGUACAUUCGCUGGUGGGCAGUAUGCAUUGAAUGUCACCGACACGUCUGGGCUCAUUCGUGUUGUUUCAAACUGGGCAACCUCGAAGAUAUCUAGCAGCGUCUGGUCAACAGCUCCAGUGGCACUUUAUCAGAUCGAUAAGGUUUUGCUUCCAUUAGCAAUCUUCAGCACUGAUCCGCCUCUAGCACCAGCUCCGGCACCGGCUCCAGAAACCAAGAAACCAUCAGAUCUGUCUCCAACCCAAAGCGGAAUCGCUUCUGCUCCCAAAUCUUCCGAGUCAUCAACCACUAAUGGUUCUUCAUUCGGCACCAGCAUCUGCCUCUUCAACUACUUGGUUCUGGUUCUCUCUGGAGUUCUGAUGCUUAUUAUGUGAGGGGCUCUGCUCUCUGGAGAAUCCUUCGAAGCACAGAAUGCAGCACAUUCACUGCCUUGGCUUUCUUUUGGUUCAAUUCUGGUCAUUCUUCAUGGUGGAGUAGAUGCGAUGUUUGAAUGGAAUUUGCUACAUGUGUUGUGCUAUAGCUACUAUCUGUCGAUAUAGUUCUUUCAUUUAGUGAUAUGGAGGACAUUGGGAUGUUUUACUUCAUUCUAUGAGAUAAUAUGCUUUAAACUUUGCCUGAAAUAAGAGAUGAUGAUGAUGAUGAUGAUGAUGAUGAUGGCAUGCUGAACAAGUUCCAUGCCUUUUAAAGUU